GUUUUAGGGAAAAAAGCUCGCACAUUUGACUUGGAAGCGAUGUUUGAGCAAACUCGAAGAACAGCUGUGGAAAGAAGUCGGAAAACACUGGAAGCAAGAGAAAAAGAGGAAGAAAUGAACAGAGAGAAAGAAUUAAGAAGACAAAAUGAAGAUACUGAACCAACACCGUCAGGCUCAAGUGUAGUCAGAGGUUGCUCAAAGUCAUCAUCAAGGGAUACAAGCAGUGAAAGUGAAGACAGUUCUGAUUCUUCUUCUGAUGAGUUAAUUGGUCCUCCUUUACCCCCUAAAAUGGUAGGAGAACCAGUUAAUCUUAUGGAGGAGGAUAUCCUUGGUCCUUUACCUCCACCUCUUGAUGAAGAAGAAGAAGAAGAUGAUGAUGAUGAUGAAGGAGAAGAUGGAGAAGAGGAAGUAAGUAUUCACUGGGAGUAAAUUAGUGUAGAGAUCAAUUUUCUUAGUGAAAAUAAAUCUUAAUCAUUAGUGAAAAUAAAUUAACAUAAAAAAC
Messenger RNA from Castor canadensis (American beaver), 502 nucleotides. NCBI's taxonomy places the organism in Eukaryota, Metazoa, Chordata, Mammalia, Rodentia, Castoridae. The record is from RefSeq and is a predicted model, not a curated record.